GACCGGUACGACCUGCUUCGGGGAAGAAAAAAUGGCGGAGACGGCGUCGUCGGGGGCUGAAGAAGCGGCAAUGGAGCAGCAAAAGGAAAAGCAAGAAUCGCAGGCAUCAUCAUUAUCAUCAAUAGCGUCAAUGGCGGAGGAUCUGCAACAUAGUGUGAUCGAAUCGACUCGUUCUCUCCAGCAGAACUCUUCCGACCAUCUUCGCACCUUACAGGAUUUCGUACCGCGUGCGUUGUCCCGGUGUAGAAGCUAUGAGGACGCUUUCUUCAUCAAAAUCAAAGUUGCAUGCCUUUCAGAUGAGUUGAAGAGGGCGAGGGAACAUCCAGGUGCGGCUGUCGGGGUUGCAGCAACCGCUGCUUUUCUUCUUUUGCCAGGCCCAAGAAGGUUUUUGUUUCGUCAUACGCUAGGUCGACUACAAAGUGAGGAGGCACAGUUUGUUAGAGCUGAGAAGAAUGUGAAGGAGUUGAACCUUUCUGUUGAUCUAAUGAAGAAGGAGAGCAAAAAGUUGCUCGAAAGGGCAGCGCUUGCUGAAAAGGAUUUGAACUAUGGCCAUACUGAGCUCAUGAAAGCUGGAAGUGAAAUUCAAGACCUUGCGAAAUCAGUUUAUGAAGUUGAAGCACAAGCCGCAGAAAUGAUGGAUGGGCUGCGAGAAUACCCUGGUAGGGAGGCUUUGAAACUUCGAGCAGAGGUUGCUUCUAUGGCUUCACUUGUGAAACAGCGGAGAGAUAAGUUGAACAAACAGAUAAUGAAGAUUUCUGAAUUAGGGGUUCCCGUGUGAUAAAUAAGAUAAAUAUCUUGAUGACAUUCCUUGGGUACCCUUUUUUCCCUUUUUCCUCCAUUGUUAUACAUGAGGAGAAGAGUUGGUUUUUUUCACUUUCCCAUAUUUGUAAUGCUUGUUGAUCAAUUUAUAUUUUUAAGCAGAAGCAGAACAGAAUUACUUAUAAUUCGUAACUA
Molecule: messenger RNA, 954 nt
Organism: Corylus avellana
Lineage: Eukaryota; Viridiplantae; Streptophyta; Magnoliopsida; Fagales; Betulaceae
Product: chromosome-associated kinesin
Source: RefSeq, a predicted model, not a curated record